Messenger RNA from Puccinia triticina, 264 nucleotides. RefSeq lists its product as uncharacterized. The coding region runs from base 1 to 264 and encodes 87 amino acids. The transcript is spliced from 2 exons. NCBI's taxonomy places the organism in Eukaryota, Fungi, Basidiomycota, Pucciniomycetes, Pucciniales, Pucciniaceae. The record is from RefSeq and is a predicted model, not a curated record.
AUGCGCAUCCGAGCCCUCCUCAACACCCUCCAUGCCAGUAGCCACCUUCACCCAGCCCUGUACCCCCAUUUUCUGGCGACCACACCCUCAGAAACUCCGUCGCUCUUUACUCCAGGCUCAAGCAGCUUGACCAGUCCGCCAAUCAGAUUAUCCGCUACAUCCAAGACCAGCCGGCAGACGUUAUCCACUCGAGAGCUCAACAACUCCGUCUUCGUUUCCCAGCCCGUCAAGGAGGCUGAGGGCAAGGACGAGCUUAGCAUUUGA